This is a messenger RNA of Paramisgurnus dabryanus, 4325 nucleotides long. The record is from RefSeq and is a predicted model, not a curated record. Lineage: Eukaryota; Metazoa; Chordata; Actinopteri; Cypriniformes; Cobitidae.
GACGUUGUUAUUUUCUAGCAAUUACUUCACACAUGCGUUUGAACUAGAAGCCUGUGGUGAUGGGAUUGAACCAAAGGUCUGUUAAUUCCUUUACGUUAAUGGCCUCUGUUUAGAAAGACUGCUGAGAAACAUCUGUUUGGAGAUGUUGUUUUACGAUGGGAAUGCAUACUUGACUUUUAAGCACAGAAUUUCCCUGAUCUGGAAUUUCUUCUUCACACACAGCCAGGAUCGUUUGCAGUACGUUCAGGUCUUUGUCGACGAAACAUGACACGAACGCUGCUUUUGGUUGGAGUCCUAAUAGCCACAAUGGCUUCCGUCAAAGCAAGGCCAAAAUCAGUCGAACCAAGAUGUAAAUCCGGCCCGGUCGACCUUGUCUUCAUCAUUGACGGCUCUCGCAGCGUCCGCCCCCAUGAGUUCGAAACGAUGCGCAAGUUCAUGAUAGACAUCAUCCACGAACUGGACGUCGGCCUGGAUGCUACGAGAGUUGGUGUGGUGCAAUACUCCAGCCAAGUCCAGAACGUGUUUUCCCUUAAAGCCUUCAACAAACCGGAGCAGAUGGUCAAAGCCAUCAAUGAGAUCAUUCCACUGGCCCAGGGCACCAUGACCGGCCUGGCCAUCCGUUAUGCCAUGAAUGUCGCGUUCUCCGCUGUUGAAGGUGCUCGUCCCAAAGUACCACACGUAGCUGUCAUCGUGACGGAUGGCCGCCCUCAGGACCGAGUGGCCGAAGUCGCGGCUGCUGCGAGAGAGUCUGGGAUCGAGAUCUACGCCGUCGGUGUCGCCAGGGCCGAUAUGACAUCACUCAGAGCGAUGGCCUCACCACCGUUUGAAGAUCACGUGUUCCUCGUGGAGAGUUUUGACCUGAUUCAUCAGUUUGGGCUGCAGUUCCAAGACAAACUUUGUGGGAUGAACUUGUGUCUUGAGUCGGAUCAUGGCUGUGAGCAAAUCUGCGAGAGCUCUCCUGGCUCCUACCAAUGUCUGUGUCUGCCUGGGUACACACUGAACGAGGAUGGCAAGACCUGCACAGCCAUCGAUCUAUGUGCAGAACAGAAACAUGACUGCGAACAGAUCUGCAUUGCAUCACCUGGAUCCUUCACGUGCGACUGCAACACGGGAUACACGCUGAACGACGAUAAAAAAACCUGCACAAUGAUCGAUUAUUGUUCAUUUGGGAAUGACAGCUGUGAGCAUCAGUGUGUCGGUGUGCUCAAUGGAUUUAACUGUCGUUGUAAUGAUGGAUACUCGCUCAAUGAUGACUUGAAGACCUGCACAAUGAUCGAUUACUGUUCGUUUGGGAAUGACAGCUGCGAGCACGAGUGUGUCAGUGUACUUCAAAGCUUUUACUGCCUCUGUCGUGACGGAUACACGCUCAAUGAAGAUGAAACAACAUGCACAAUGAUCGAUUAUUGUUCAUUUGGGAAUGACAGCUGUGAGCAUCAGUGUGUCAGUGUGCUCAAUGGUUUUAAAUGCCAAUGUAAUGAUGGAUACUCGCUCAAUGCUGACAAGAAGACCUGCAUAAUGAUCGAUUACUGUUCAUUUGGGAAUGACAGCUGUGAGCAUCAGUGUGUCGGUGUGCUCAAUGGCUUUUACUGCCAGUGUUAUGAAGGAUACUUGCUCAAUGAUGACAAGAAGACCUGCACAAUGAUCGAUUACUGUUCAUUUGGGAAUGACAGCUGUGAGCAUCAGUGUGUCAGUGUGCUCAAUGGUUUUUACUGCCAGUGUAAUGAUGGAUACUCGCUCAAUGAUGACAAGAAGACCUGCACAAUGAUCGAUUACUGUUCAUUUGGGAACGACAGCUGUGAGCAUCAGUGUGUCAGUGUGCUCAAUGGUUUUUACUGCCAGUGUAAUGAUGGAUACUCGCUCAAUGAUGACAAGAAGACCUGCACAAUGAUCGAUUAUUGUUCUUUUGGGAAUGACAGCUGUGAGCAUCAGUGUGUCAGUGUGCUCAAUGGUUUUUACUGCCAGUGUAAUGAUGGAUACUCGCUCAAUGAUGACAAGAAGACCUGUACAAUGAUCGAUUACUGUUCAUUUGGGAAUGAUAGCUGUGAGCAUCAGUGUGUCAGUGUGCUUAAUGGCUUUUACUGCCAGUGUAAUGAUGGAUACUCGCUCAAUGAUGACAAGAAGACCUGUACAAUGAUCGAUUACUGUUCAUUUGGGAAUGAUAGCUGUGAGCAUCAGUGUGUCAGUGUGCUCAAUGGCUUUUACUGCCAGUGUAAUGAUGGAUACUCGCUCAAUGAUGACAAGAAGACCUGCUCAAUGAUCGAUUACUGUUCUUUUGGGAAUGACAGCUGUGAGCAUCAGUGUGUCAGUGUGCUCAAUGGUUUUUACUGCCAGUGUAAUGAUGGAUACUCGCUCAAUGAUGACAAGAAGACCUGCUCAAUGAUCGAUUACUGUUCAUUUGGGAAUGACAGCUGUGAGCAUCAGUGUGUCAGUGUGCUCAAUGGCUUUUACUGCCAGUGUAAUGAAGGAUACUCGCUCAAUGAUGACAAGAAGACCUGCACAAUGAUCGAUUAUUGUUCAUUUGGAAAUGACAGCUGUGAGCAUCAGUGUGUCAGUGUGCUCAAUGGUUUUUACUGCCAGUGUAAUGAUGGAUACUCGCUCAAUGAUGACAAGAAGACCUGCACAAUGAUCGACUAUUGCUCCUUUGGCAAUCACAGUUGUGAUCAUAAGUGUGUUGGUGUGCUCAAUGGUUUCUACUGUCUCUGCAAUGAAGGAUACUCUCUACAGGAGGACGGAAAGACCUGCAAGUCGGAUAACUUAUGCAACACGGUUGAACAUGGUUGUGAGCACCAAUGUGUGAGCACUCCGGGAUCGUACCACUGCAUAUGUCCCGAGGGUCAUCUGCUCCAGGACGACGGCAAGACUUGCACAACAUGCCGAUCUUCCAUCAUCGACCUGGUCCUCCUCAUCGACGGCUCCAAAAGCGUGCGUCCGAAUAAUUUUGAACUCGUCAAGCAGUUUGUGAACCAGGUGGUGGAUCAGCUGGACGUGUCAUCUAAAGGCACACGCGUGGGUCUCGUCCAGUAUUCCAGCCGAGUUCGGACAGAGUUUCCCCUCAGCAUGUACCAGACGAAGGAUGAGAUCAAGAAGGCCGUGAUGAGCGUGGAAUACAUGGAGAAGGGAACCAUGACAGGCAUGGCUCUCAAACACAUGGUGGAAAACAGCUUCUCCGAGCCUGAGGGAGCCCGUCCGGCCCAGAAGAACAUCCCACGGGUCGGUCUGGUCUUUACUGAUGGUCGCUCACAGGAUGACAUUACAGAGUGGGCCAAGAAGGCAAAGGAUGCAGGAAUCACAAUGUAUGCAGUCGGUGUGGGCAAAGCCGUAGAGGAUGAAUUACGAGUGAUUGCUUCAGAUCCUGUGGAAAAACACUUCUUUUACUCGGCCGACUUCACUGCCAUCACUCAAAUCGCUGAGAAUCUCAAAUUCAACGUCUGCGCAGCUGAGAGUCAAGGGGAGAUUGAGGUGAAAGAGCCCUGCGCUUGUGAAAAUCUUGUAGAGUUCCAGGAGGCCACCAUGAACGCUUUGGGCCAACUCAACCAGAAACUGUCAGCUAUGACCAAACGAUUGGAGUUUCUGGAGAAUCAGCUGCUCACGAGAAAAUGAAUCAGCACUUCACAUAGACUGGCGAGGUCAAAGGGUCCUUUGGGUAUGAAGGGUCCCACAAUCAAACCAAAGUUCCUGUGCCAUUUUUGACAUGGUUGACAUUGUUCCCUAUUUAUACAUGACCUGUGGUACGGUUUAUAGAGAGGUUUGUAUUUAUAGUGAAAUUUAUAUUAGCAUUUAUACGCUAAAAAGGGAAGUGAAGUGUUUUACCACUUUUAAUAUCAUCAUCUCCAUACCAUUUAUAUCAGUUUUUGGUUUUGCAGUGGUACAAGAUUUGUGCACAAUGUAAAUAUGUGGAUCUGUAAUACUGGAGCAUGAAACAGUAUAUUGUUACUGUUAUUAAAUAACAUUUCUAUUAAAUAAGUACAAAUAUUAUGUUACAAACUAUUAAUUGCUCAUUUUACUGUUGUGUUAUAAUUUGAUAACAUAAAAUAAUGAAACGGACACAGUGAAUGAUCCGUUUCUAGAUAUUUGUUGAAUGUUAGAUUUGACUGCAAAGCAGACUUUUGGUCAAAAUUGAAAUGAAAACAAGGUGAUAGCGUACAGAAAUGCCCCUUUAGAUUGCAGUUUUGAUGUAUUAUCGAAGUGUAACGUACAUACACAGAAUCCGGUUACCUCAGAAUUCUGUGGCCUCAGGUUUUUUAUGUUUUUAUAAACGUCUGCAGAAAAAGUCCCAUUAUAAAGCUCUCAUAUGUGAAUUAUUGUACUUUUGAAUAUUUCCUAAU